Molecule: messenger RNA, 2294 nt
Organism: Trachemys scripta elegans
Lineage: Eukaryota; Metazoa; Chordata; Testudines; Emydidae
Gene: CCN3
Product: cellular communication network factor 3
Exons: 5
Coding region: 231-1286 (351 amino acids)
Biological process (GO): signal transduction; cell adhesion
Cellular component (GO): extracellular region; extracellular matrix
Molecular function (GO): heparin binding; integrin binding
Source: RefSeq, a predicted model, not a curated record
CUCAGCUCGCGGUACCACGCCGCGCCACGGGCUGGAAGUUAGGGCCCGAGUCCGAUACGGGGAGAGAGAGGGGACCAGAACCUGCCCCUGCGCCUGGGAUUGGUUCCCUCGCCGCGCUCCGCCCCCGCGCUACCCAAUGGGACGACGGGGUUUCAGAGGCGCUCUAUAUAACCGGCUCUAGAGGGCUGCGCGCAGGGAGGCCAGCGGAGCCGGGUGGGACUCGCGGCAGGAUGAGGCUGACGCGUGGCCGUGACUGGGGGCAGCGCCUGCCCAGCCUGGGGCUGCUGCUUCUGCUGCUGUGCAAGGUGAGUGGCCAGCCGCCGCCGUGCCCCCCGCAGUGCGGCGGCCGCCCGUGCCCGGCAGAGCCACCCAGCUGCGCCCCGGGAGUGCCCGCCGUGCUGGACGGCUGCGCCUGCUGCCUGGUGUGCGCCCGGCAGCGCGGGGAGAGCUGCUCCGAGCGGCAGCCCUGCGACCAGGGCAGCGGCCUCUACUGCGACCGCAGCGCCGGGGCCGGACGGGGCAUCUGCCUGGUGCUUGAAGGAGACAACUGUGUGUUUGAUGGGGUUAUUUAUCAGAGUGGGGAGACAUUCCAGCCCAGCUGUAAAUACCAGUGUGCCUGCAGAGAUGGACAGAUUGGCUGUGUGCCCCGCUGUAACCUUGACCUACUGCUCCCUGGUCCUGAUUGCCCUUUCCCAAGGAAAACUGAAGUCCCAGGAGAGUGUUGUGAGAAGUGGACUUGUGACCCUAAAGAGGAAGUGACUUUGGGCAGUUUUGCUAUGGCUGCAUAUAGAAAAGAAUCAACUCUUGGAAUUGAUGUCUCUGAUUCAAGUUCCAACUGUAUUGAGCAGACAACAGAAUGGAGUUCAUGUUCCAAAAGCUGUGGAAUGGGCUUUUCCACCCGCAUUACAAACAGGAAUCCUCAGUGUGCGAUGAUGAAGCAGACACGACUCUGCAUGGUGCGACCUUGUGAGAGCGAGCAGCUGAUUGAUAAGAAAGGGAAAAAGUGUGUCCGAACAAAGAAGUCAUUGAAAGCUGUUCACUUUGAGUACAAGAACUGCACUAGUAUACAGACCUAUAAACCCCGCUAUUGUGGGCUCUGCACUGAUGGACGAUGCUGCACACCACACAACACCAAGACAAUCAAGGUUGAGUUCCAGUGUCCCCAGAGCAAAGUCCUCAAAAAGCCAAUGAUGCUGAUCACUACCUGUGUCUGUCAUAACAACUGUCCCCAGGACAACGUUUUCUUCCAGCUGUUAGAGCCAAUGUUCAAUGGAGUAAAAAUAUGAAACACUGAAACUAGGUUACUUUUUCAAAAACUUAAAAUGUUUGAACAGUUUAUAUGAAACUUAACCCAUGAUCAGAUGAAUGUAAUAUAUCCAGUCUUUCUAAACUCAUAUCACUUGUUCCUGAGAACUCAAAUAACUCAUGCUAUACUUUAGGGGAGGAAAAAUGUAUUUCAUUAACUUGGAGAAAGUUCAGUUUCCUGGAAUAUAGUUUCAUCUUUAAUAUAAAGAUGAGUAAGCAAAUGACCAAUUUCUCUCCUCCUUGGGAAAUUAUGCCAUUGACCUCAGUGGCAACAAGAUCAGUGCCAUUUAUCAUGCAUUUAUUUAAAAAAUCCUCUUCCUGCUACUUAUGUAAAACUUCCAUGUCCUUGUCCUCUCAAUUUGCAUAAUGUACUAGCUUUGUUUCUGCAUAACAGUUCAUUACAAUAGGAACAAUUUGAUUACUGUAAAACCCUAGUGAAAAGAACAUUUUUGAGGCCAUGUGCAGGUAAAAGGUGGCAUAUCUGACUUUUUACUGAGAAUCAAGUGCCACAUGUGGCCCCAAGAAUGCUAGAGAAGAGGUAUGACAUAAAGCAGAUGAGAGAAACUUCACUAAUAUCCAGAUACUUAAUGGCUUCACAAGGAGCCUAGUCCAAAUCCUAUUGAAGUUGACCAUCUAAUAAUACCUAGUUCUUACAGCACUCUUCAAAGGAAGGUCGGUAUUCUUAUCCCUAUUUUACAGAUGGGGAAACUGAGGCACAGGGCAGUGAAGUGACUUGCGCAAAGUCAUCUAGUGCUCAAGCCAGGAAUAUGAUCAUGUCUGAAUCACUGUCCAGUUCUCUAGCCAUUAGGCAAUCCUGCCUCCCAAGUGUUAUUACAAUGUUAGUCUGCAACAGUAAAAGGUUUGUAAAUUACUUUAAAGUAUUGCUACUCUUUCUAUAAAAUUGAACACAAUACAUGUAUAUAGAAACUGUAUAUAUUGUAAUGUUUCUGUAAAUGUCUAAGCAUUGAGUAAAUAAAACUGAGCUGAAA